GGCAGUUCAUUUAGUCUUCUUCUGCAGUUUAAUGAUGAAUAUCCACUGUGCAAUCCUGAUGUUCAUCGCAACCGUGGCUGGAGUAUCAGCUGCUAGCAACCUUAACGAAGACAAACAAUUAGUCGAUCGGAGUGAAAUUCCGCCCCCCGGAAGUUGUUCACCAUGUAGUGGAAAUGUCUGCCUGUAUGGUGGGAUAUGUCACGUGGACGGAGACCGCCCUGUCUGCUACUGUGCGCACAAUUAUGUUGGACACGUGUGCGGCAUCAAACUAGACCAUUCUUGCAAGACACACGCCUGUGUAUUUCUCAAAUCGUUUGAGCGUGGAAGAAGCCUGGGACAAUGGAUCCUGCACGAAACUCAUUAUGUGGCGUCGAACCAGUUGAUUGCUAAGUUACCAAGAGGAGGGAAGACUGUACUGACAACGGGUGAAAUUUUCUGGGGUUACAAAAAGCACAAUCUUUUCUUCCGUGUGAUGUUCUACAAUGCAUUACAAUAUGUACCAAUCCAGGCAGACAAAGUCCUAGUAAUUCUACAACGUCCCUACGCCGAGCCCCAGGUCCUGAGAACUUUGGAAAGACCCCAGUUUAAGAACCAUGUCGUAUCAAACCAGUUUUGUAUAGAGCUGCCCAAAACCGGAGACCCCAAGUUUGCAAUAUCUUUCAAAAUUAUUUGUGCCUCUACGAAGUGUGCAAAAGCUGUCGAUUACCAGGACAUUACCCAGAUCUCCCUGAUGGGGGUCACCAUACAGGAGACCACAUCCGGGUGCAGUCAUUGAAAGUGUUUAUGGUUGCUUGAUGUCUUAAUCCAAUAAAUUAGAAUACAAAGUA
This is a messenger RNA of Magallana angulata, 827 nucleotides long. RefSeq lists its product as uncharacterized. NCBI's taxonomy places the organism in Eukaryota, Metazoa, Mollusca, Bivalvia, Ostreida, Ostreidae. The record is from RefSeq and is a predicted model, not a curated record. The transcript has 7 exons. Bases 32 to 775 code for a protein of 247 amino acids.